GCGAAUGGUGGAGCUGAAGAUGGCGGAUGGCGACAGCGGGAGCGAGCCCGGUGGAAGCAGCGGGGGAGGCGGCGGGGGCUUCCAGCACCUCCGGCGGGACCAGGAGACCCAGGAGCUGGCGUCCAAGCGGCUGGACAUCCAGAACAAGCGCUUCUACCUGGACGUGAAGCAGAACAGCAAGGGCCGCUUCAUCAAGAUCGCCGAGGUCGGGGCCGGAGGCUCCAAGAGCCGCCUCACGCUGUCCCUGUCCGUGGCCGCGGAGUUCCGCGACUACCUGGGCGACUUCAUCGAGCACUACGCCCAGCUGGGGCCGUCCUCCCCGGAGCAGGUCGCCCAGGCCAGCGCCGGGGAGGACGGCGGCCCCCGCAGGGCGCUGAAGAGCGAGUUCCUGGUGCGGGAGAACCGCAAGUACUACCUGGACCUGAAGGAGAACCAGCGGGGGCGGUUCCUGCGGAUCCGCCAGACCGUUAACCGCGGCCCCGGCUUCGGGCUCGGGGGCCCGGCGGUGGGCGGGGGAAUGCUGGCCGGCCAGACCAUCGCCCUGCCGGCGCAGGGGCUGAUCGAGUUCCGGGACGCCCUGGCCAAGCUCAUAGACGACUACGGCGGGGACGACGACGAGCUGGCCGGGGGCCCGUUGGGGGCCGCGGGGCUGCACGGCGGGGAGCUGCCCGAGGGCACCUCCAUCAUGGUGGACUCCAAGCGCUUCUUCUUCGACGUGGGCUCCAACAAGUACGGCGUGUUCCUGCGGGUGAGCGAGGUGAAGCCCAGCUACAGGAACUCCAUCACCAUCCCCUUCAAAGCCUGGGGGAAGUUCGGGGGAGCGUUUUGCAGAUACGCGGAGGAGAUGAAGGAGAUCCAGGAGAGGCAGAGGGACAAGAUGUACGAGCGGAGGGACGAGUCCGAGGGGGACGACGUGGACGACGACUGACCCAAACCCUCGAACCCUCACAAUAGUCCACGGGCCAGAGCCCAAAAUUUCACUUGUCAGCACCACUCAAGGUGACCAAACUUGCUUAUCAUUUUUGAAAAUAUCCAUGUCUGUAGUAGGGAUGGGCGGUAUGGACUAAAAAAUGUAUCACGAUAAUUUCUGUCAUUUAUCCCGAUAACGAUAAAAAUGACGAUUUAAAAAAACAAAUACCAAUUCAACUCCACCUUUUUAACUAUGAAUCUAUCACCACUAGGGCUGUUCGAUUAAUCGAUUUUAAAUCGUAAUCGCGAUUAUGUAAUUAGAACGAUGUUAAAACGUGAAACUCGUAAAAUCGAUUUUUCACUUUUUUUUUUUUUUUUUUUUUAUUGGAAAUAUAACUUACUGUAUGUUUGCAAGUGCUGAUUUGCUGAUUUUUUUUUUUUCAGAGAUAAAACUUUAUAUUUUAUUAUAUUUUUUAAAACUUUUUUUCAACUUAUUUUACAGAGUUUUGCACUUUAUUCAUUCAUUUUGGGGCAAAUGUUCAAUAAAAAAAACAGCAUAUUUGAAACCAUUUCUUUGCCUUUUGUCAAUUCACAAAAUAAUCGUAAUCGUAAUCGAAAAUCGGAUUUUGAGAGAAAAAAAUCGAACAGCCCUAAUCACCACAUUCAGUCUUUGGAGCCCCCAAAACACCGCUCUAAAAGAAUAGUAAAUGCUACUAAACUACACCAAUUAAAUUGAAUUAAUAAAAACCAAUUAAAUUAGUACACCUGUACUGCAAAACCUGUAAUGACUCAAAUGAAACAAGUUUGAAAUGUAAGAACAGAUUCAACAUUUAUUCAAACUGCAUGGCUUAAACAGUGGGAUAACAAUGCAAACAGAAAAAGUACCAUUGUCCUUCAAGUUUUCUUAACUUAUAAAAUCACAAAGUAGAAAAAAAUACAACCUGAUAAAUAAAGAGAAAGGACAAAUAAAUAAAAGUUCACUGAAAAUAAAAUCCAAUCAGUGAUGACCUCUUCUAAUAUAAAUAAAAUGUGCAAAUUAACCUGUGGAUGGAACAUGCCACAAAUUAGAUACUAUUGCAAUUUUUUUUCAUAAUAGUCAAACGUUAUAUCAGAAUGUAACAACCAUUUCCUUCUGUUUUUGCAGACUCUGCACAUAAUAGAUCAUGUUUGCUCCUCGUCUUUCUUUUUAAAUCCAAACCAGUUCCGGAGCUGGAGCCUCGUUUAACAACGAGCUCCUUCCGCCAUGUUUGUUACACAAAAACAUCAUCAACAGGAAUUUAUCGUUUUUACCGCGAGAUGACAAAUUUUUACCUUGGGGAAUUUUUUGACGGUAUAUCGUGAACGGUAAAAUAUCGCCCAUUCCUAGUCUGUAGAUGAUAUUCUGGUAUGAUAACCCUUCCUGAGUGGCAGCUGGAUCAUAGUUAUCAGCUCAUGAAGUUACCAGCCCCUUCAGAAAAUUACACUAGAUGCUGCUGCAUAUCCUGGUUUAGACUCAGGAUACUUCUCAAUUGUCUUUGGUAUCAUUUUAAAGGGGACCUUUAAAGCAUUCAUUCAAGCUAAGAUGUGAUACAUUUCCUGAAUCCCUAUGGUCCUAUGAGUAUUCCAGUUUUUGUAUUUUGUGUCUCUGUUGUUCCUAGAUGACACAGGGAUAAAAAAUACUAUAUAAUUUAGGCGAAAAUUGUGUAAAAAUGUGUGUUGUUUAUAGUUUAAAGAGCUGCAGUGACCUCUCUGUUGGUCAGAAAGAUUCACAUCUUAGCUUGAAUGAAUGCUUAAAAUGAUACCAAAGACAAUAUUGUGAAACAUUGACAGAUAUCCUAUACAUGAGUCUAAACCAGGAUAUGCACCAGCAUCUAAAAUGUAAUUUUCUGAACUUCAUGAGCUGAUAACUAUGAUCCAGCUGCCACUCAGGAAGGGUUAUCAUACCAAAAUAUGAUCUACAGACAUGGAUAUUUUCAAAAAUUAUAAGCAAGUUUGGUCACCUUGAGUGGUACCGAUAUCUGGUCUGGCCCAUGGACUACAAAGCAAAGCUGGCGGUCCAGCUGCGUGACACAUCUGCAGCGUAGGAGUGUUUGCGUUAAAGAGAAAUAAAAAAGCAGAAAUGACAGAUAAAGUGCAUGACAAAUCGUGCUGUUAUAGCAUACUAAAGUAUUGUGGCAUAAAUGUGCAGGGGAUUAUCGGUGUAUUAUUCUAAAAGUUUGUAGGGUUGAGGGUUUGGAGUGGUUGUGUGAAUCUCUGAAAGUGCAAAAAAAUUGUAAAUGAGAUGCCUCUCGAUGGUUGGAAAAAAAAAAGUGAGAUGUGCUGUACUUAAAGGGGACAUGUUAUGAAAAAAAAUAACAUAUUUUGUGCUUUAAAGCCAGUCAGAUCUGCCGGGGCCUGUGACAUCACAGUCCCAGCUCAACCUGAAGCUCUGCCCACAAGAUCACUGCCUCUGCUGAGGUAAAGAGAUCAUGCAAUCAGAAUCAGAGUCAUGUUUAUUUGGCCAGGUCAGGUCAGACAAGACAUGGAAUUUGAUUAUUAUUUUCGCUCACUCUACAGUAAAUAUAUAAUAGACAAAUUGACAAAUGAAGGACUUCUGUGUUUAAAGCGUUUAUUUGGGUGUCUGAUUCGGCUACAAAAUAAAAAAAACUCAAGUUUUAGGUGAGCCAAUCAGAUUUACAGGGUUCUGUGACAUCAGAGAACACAGUAAAAUUAGCUGCAUUCCAUCUUUAUCUCUGCCCAGCUUCACAUCUUGCUGUGCUUCUUGUACCUAUGAAGUGGUUGCCACAAAGAUGCAACGCACCGAUUUACAAAAAAAGAAAAAAGAUGAUGACUCUUAGGGGGGCGUUUGCUGCUGUGAAGAGAGCAGUAAAGAUGUGUUGAACAGCAGCUGUUGUACCCUUGUCUUUUUGGUAUUUUUCACCAAAGCAAGUCAGAUUUUUUAUUAAGGGCACAGGCGUAAUAUGUCUCCUUUAAGGAAUAAAAAAAGAAAGAGAUAACCUAUAACUAGAAAUGAAGACAAUGAUUGGUUUCCUGUUUGUGUUUAAUGAGUGAAGACACGUUAACGGUGAUCAUCCAUCCGGUUCUGGUCCAGGUCUCUCCUCCGUGAGCAGUUUGUGGGAUUCAAAAAUGUAUUUUUUUUGCAAGUAAACCAGGAAUAUCAAUCUGAGAGAGGAAAAAGUAGAAGGACUGCGAUUCAAACGAUCACCCAAAAUGACAGAGGAGGAAGUCACUGAGAGGGUUAUCUGUGAGCCCAGACAACAAGGACUAUACUGAAGCACGGACUCCAGCAGUUGGUACCAGAGGCGGAUCCGUUGGGUUUUAUGUUAUACAUACGAUCAGCAGAGCAUCAUUCAGUCGCUGGUUUUCCACCAGAGCAUCCCUGGUGUUGGAAAACAUGUGAGUGGGGGAGCCCACCCACGACUCACCGCGCACUUUAGUACGACGCUCGUUUAAUCCCACAUUCAAGGGUCCAAAGACCUGGCGGGUCGGCCGGACAGCGCCUCCGCAGGUACAGCCAGGAGUUUUCCUAUCAGCCUCUCUGUGGCGCCCAGAGAUGGACAAAGCGUUCUUCCGACACGUCAAGAUCCGGGGCGGAAAAACGCAUCGAUGGAUGGUUUCUUCUGUUUUCUUUCUGUUCCUUCUUUUUCUUUUUUUCCCAGAAGAGAACUAUAUUGAAAAUAAAUUCUACUUAGAGGAAAGAUAUUAUCAGACAAACCAGCUAAAAGAUAUUUUCAAAUACUUAUAAAAACAUGUAUUGUCUAAAGGAAUUCCAAGACUGAAAAUAAAAGAAGUUCAUUUCUUAAAACAAA
Messenger RNA from Cololabis saira (Pacific saury), 4697 nucleotides. It is a transcript of the gene purbb, whose product is annotated as purine-rich element binding protein Bb. Lineage: Eukaryota; Metazoa; Chordata; Actinopteri; Beloniformes; Belonidae. The record is from RefSeq and is a predicted model, not a curated record. The coding region runs from base 5 to 928 and encodes 307 amino acids. Gene Ontology annotation, biological process: regulation of transcription by RNA polymerase II. Gene Ontology annotation, cellular component: nucleus. The transcript has a single exon. Gene Ontology annotation, molecular function: purine-rich negative regulatory element binding; RNA polymerase II transcription regulatory region sequence-specific DNA binding; DNA-binding transcription factor activity, RNA polymerase II-specific.